Molecule: messenger RNA, 2522 nt
Organism: Pseudoliparis swirei
Lineage: Eukaryota; Metazoa; Chordata; Actinopteri; Perciformes; Liparidae
Gene: praf2
Product: PRA1 domain family, member 2
Exons: 3
Coding region: 18-554 (178 amino acids)
Cellular component (GO): membrane
Source: RefSeq, a predicted model, not a curated record
CCCACCGCCUAGGAAAGAUGGCAGGCGUGCAGCCGCCACCCCUCCGCAGCCUGGACGAUUUCCUCCUGGGCUCGGCCCGGUUCGCCGCGCCCGACGUGCGCGACCUGGACCGCUGGAACAACCGCAUCGUGAACAACCUGCUGUACUACCAGAGCAACUACCUGGUGUCGGCGCUGGGCCUCCUGCUGCUGGUGGGGUAUUUCCGGCCCCUCCAGCUGCUGGUGGGGGCGACGGUGGUCACCCUGCUGUUCCUGGGCUUCGUCUGGGUCGCCGAGAACCGAGCUCCCGUUCGCCGCUUCCGCAGAAACCACCCCACGGUCUCCGUCCUCGCCAUCCUCUCGGCCAGCUACCUCUUUGUGUCGGUGCUGGGCGGCGUGGCCGUGUUCCUGUUCGGGAUCGCCUUCCCCGUCCUGAUGGUUCUGGUCCACGCGUCGGUGAGGCUGCGCAGCCUGAAGAACAAGCUGGAGAACAAGCUGGAGAGCAUCGGCCUGAAGAGGACCCCCAUGGGACUCCUGCUGGAGGCCCUGGGACAGGAGCAGGAGGCCGGAUCCUAGGGGGGGGGUGAAGAAGAGAUGUCUGGAAGAGCAGAGGAAGAGAUCCUUACUGCGAAGGAGGUAGGAAGGAACACAUGAACUAACCGGAACAACCUGGGGAGCCGACUGAUGAAGAGGUUGGAAACAAAAGGAUGAAGUCAUCACUGCCGAUGUGCACCUCUGUGUACUGAACACAUUGCAUUUUAGUCUCUUAAAUUGUUGUCUUUAAUCUUUUAUGAUUUCUGCCUUAAAAACUCGCCUUAAUGUGAUCAGCGCCAAUGCUUUUGAAAUAUUGUUACAUGAAUAUUAUUAUAUUAUUUCAGAAGUAUUUUCCUCGACAUCUGAUUCUGUUGUUCCUUUUUUUAAUGUAUAAAAUCUUUAAAUAAUUCAACUUUCUCUCUACACCUGUGAGCAGUAUGACUUGCGAUAUAUAAUAUUAUUUCGUAAUAUUUCUUUCUCCCAUAAUUUUGGACUUUUUUUUCAUAAUUUAACAGCACCUUUUAAAAAAAUAAAAAUUGACUAUAUUUUAUUGUUAUUAAAUCCCGCCCCUCCCCCACCUCUUCCCACUGUGGCCCGAAUACACAGCGGCCUGAUUUCCUCUUCCUCGUGUACUUCCUGCUUCCCGCUUUUUCAUGCCCUCCUCAUUGCAAAUGUUUCGGGAUUAUGUCACAACAAUCACCCAAAAGCAUUUAAAAUAAUCCAAUAGUCCAAUUAAAUAUUUAAACAAAAAGAAAAAAGUUUACAUGCUCAUCAGUCCGUGGUUUAUGAAUACUAACAUGCAAAAUACGGUGAACAUGCUGAACAAUGAGUUUCAGUAUGUUAGCAUUGUCAUUGCGCGCAUGUUAAUGUUCCGACAUUAGCUAGAAUAAAAUGUUGUUGUAGGUCUUCUGCAAACCACGAAUACGUUGAACGUUGAUGUUCCUGACCAACAAAAAUGUGCUUCAUAUUAAUAUUUCGGCAUAUCUGUAUGUCAACGAGACUUCUGAAGCUGCAUUCUUAAUGAAGGCUCAGUAGAAGACCUUUAGUUCUGGUUUUCACUUGAGACAUGAACGCCGGCCUCCUGUGUGACAGCCCCGUGUUCGACCCGCCAGACAGCCCAACAUUUAUUGACAAUGCAGCUUCGUUGAAUGGAAAGGUCAUUUCUCUGCGACCGGGCUGAAAUGCAACCUCACAGCAUUGCGGAAGUCUUUUAAUCUUGUUAUUUAUUGAUGAAUAUUUAUUCAUCAUGAAGAGUGACUGAGGAGUCCACAAUGACCACCAAUAAGCAUCCCAAUGCUUGGUUCCUUGCUUUGUAGACAUGUAGGACAGCUGUAUUUUAUUUAUUCGUUUAACCCCCUAGUGUUGUUUUUAAGCUAAUGCACAUUUAAAAAAGUAUUAUUUAUGAAGGUUUAUGGCUCAUGAUUGUGUAGCCGAGAUGGAAAGCUGUUGUGGGGACGCUGCAUUGUGUUGAACCCAACGUAUGACAUGUUCUAUCCACCGGUAGGCGAUAACUUUUCUCUGCAUUCCUGUAUUCCUUCAGUAUUAUUAUUUGUUUCACAUACAGAUUAUUUUCUGUUUAAUCCAAGUGUUUCUUUUUCUUUCUACCGUAUUACGGGCAAAGCAUUUAUUGAGAUGCAGAGGAUGCCGGCUUUUGCUUUCACGUGUGACUAUUUCAUUAUUAAUCGAAUGAAUCCAAAAAAUGUGUUUUGGUUUUCCUCAUAUGUGCCAUUGAAGUGUUUAUAUUUGUCCUGUAGUUGUAUUUGACUCUGAGCAGAAACUAAUGCUCUCUGGUCUACUUGAAGGAUUUGUAAAUGAGUAGAAUGUAAACGUAAGGAGGUCCGUAACUCGAUUCAUGCAGCUAAUGAUUCUAAAUGUUCCGUCUUGCCUUCCAUUCAGAUAAAUGUUUGAAUUUUCAACCUCCAAUACCAUGUUUUUGACUGUUUUGCCAAAAGCUGAUGAUUACAUGCAUUUCAACCUUCUUUUCUUUCUAAAUAAAACAAGUAUGCCGUA